This is a messenger RNA of Tuber aestivum (summer truffle), 1797 nucleotides long. The record is from the annotation of a GenBank genome assembly. Lineage: Eukaryota; Fungi; Ascomycota; Pezizomycetes; Pezizales; Tuberaceae.
AGACUUUGUUCGGCUUCCGCGACUGUGCCACUUCACCUUAUUUUCUUACGGUUCAACCAGGUACGAUGUUUCGGUGGUUAACUAGUUAGUGGAAAUGCAUACGUAUAUACUUCUGAAAACAGCCUUUUCCUUCCUCCCCCUUCUCCUCUCCGUCCCCAUUCCCAUUCCCUUCUCCCCAUUUUCCUUACCCCAUCUACUACCUAUCACUAUUGUUGAUUUUUAUUUUUCCCAAUUCUACUUCGUCUGUCAAUUGACACAAAACCCUUAUCGAACACAUUAUGAAUAUGUGGGGUCUCGGUGAAGGUUAUGACUUGGGCCCAUGGGAUCCGGGAGUCAAUCCCUGGGUAGACAGGGUGGCAGGUGGCAGCUUUUCUCCGUGGGGGGCCGGGUAUGCCCGUCAUAAUGAUGGAAGAAGAGCUGUUGCCAAUUUCUGGAAGUCACCAGAAAAACGACACCGAUUCAAAAAGCUACCUCUGUCCUCCCCUAAAAAAAACUCUCUGCGAUCCCGAUCCCUCCCUAAACUCCGUUUCUUAUACCGACUGUUACGGCUACAGAUAUUGAUCGAGUACCUUGCCUUACCCAACCAAGACCGUUUACUGUUAUGGAACCACCCUCAAGCCUAAGAGACUUGUUUCACGAGCGGAUAUUGCAGUUGCAAGCGCCGAAGGCAGCUUAAUCUUUCCCCAUGUUUCGCCCAAAGCUCUCCAGAGAUGGAAGGAGAAAUAUCUACAAGUUGUUGAAAGCACGGAAAUACGGCAUGAAUACAAUUUUCUCGCUGAAAGCCUCGCAAUUAAAUGCAUGCCACUGGCAACGCAUGACUCCUUGCAAUCUUUUUUUAAUGAAACUGUUUUACUAUCCCUCGGUGAAAAACUGGGGGUGUCACAGGCUACGAGAUUGGUUACAGUUGGUUCAGGCACAAGUAUGUGAUUGAACAAUUACCUUAUAAACUCGUGCUAUCCACUAUCUCCGCCUGACCUCUAAUCUCUAUAAGUCCCUACAUCAUUCUAUCAUAGGUUUGGUUUGACAGGUUAACAGAAUUGCGAAUACCAGUCAAUAAGUGCAAGCAAACUCAGAAUACCCAUGCGUCCGAGUUGAAGUUGGACCCCUUCUUUAGGAAUUGCCUCUUUAGGUGUCCCACUUCAACUUGGCCUCGUGAGUACAGGCUUGCCUGUAUAAGGGAAACACCAAUCCUUCUUAGGAGCCUUUUUUGUCUCUGCUCAUGGAGAUUAGGUGUCUGGCAGAGAUAGUGGAUAACACGAGUUUUUACUGUGGUUUUUUGAUCUUGCUAAUUGUUUCUAGCAUUUACCGGGUUCGAGGGCGAUUGGACUGGAUCAUCCGAAAAGCUUCCAGAUGCAUAUGUGAAGCUGCGCGAUGCAGAGUUUCCCCGUGUAGUGUGCGAGGCGGGUUGGGCUGAAGGACAUGGGAAGUUGAUGGAUGACGCGCGCCUCUGGCUUCUCCACACCGAUGGCCAGACCCGAAUUGUGAUCAUCGUUUCGUUUACGGAAAGCACCAUAAAGCAUUCCUUGCAGGCCUCAAACAAGCAGCCAGAGGAGGAAACUCAACCACAUAAAAGUAUGAGUGAGGAGGAAACUGUGGUGGAUAGUAUUGAUAGUACAACGAACUUGAACGAUUUGGCUAAGAAGCUAAUCGAUCUUGAUCGAAGGGACGAGCUUAGGCAGCCUUUAGUUAGUAGCUUGAGGGCUACCUUGCAUGUCUACCGAGCGAGUAAGGAUGGGCGAGACAUCGAAUAAUCGUUUAGGGCAAUACUAAUUUCUGAGCCGGAUGUGGAUGGGGGAG